Messenger RNA from Alosa alosa (allis shad), 5284 nucleotides. RefSeq names its product G protein-coupled receptor kinase 4 (gene grk4). The transcript has 16 exons. Gene Ontology annotation, cellular component: cytoplasm. Gene Ontology annotation, biological process: signal transduction; regulation of signal transduction; protein phosphorylation. The record is from RefSeq and is a predicted model, not a curated record. NCBI's taxonomy places the organism in Eukaryota, Metazoa, Chordata, Actinopteri, Clupeiformes, Clupeidae. Gene Ontology annotation, molecular function: ATP binding; G protein-coupled receptor kinase activity. Bases 291 to 2012 code for a protein of 573 amino acids.
ACACUAGUUGUAAACUGAUCCCUCCUACUCUCCGGCUAGCAGAGCGAGUGAGCGAGGCAGGAAGGAAGGCUAGGCAUUGAAUGCUAACAAGGGGAGUUCAUGUUGGAGCUGCUCUAGAUGGUGGGUGGUUUAACAUCAAGCUAUGGAGAAAUACCAUUAACCUGGUAUGUGCCAGCGCGAUAUUCACGUUGAUCGUCAUCAUCAUUACCAUCAUCCUCAUCUGCACAGCCGUCUUAAUCUUUUCCGUUGAGUGAAAUGUAUCGGGACUGCUCGGGAUCCGAAUUCUGACAAUGGAGAUUGAAAAUAUCGUGGCCAACACUGUGCUGCUGAAGGCAAGAGAAGGUGGCGGAGGGAAGAGGAACGGCCGGAGCAAGAAAUGGAAGGAGAUGCUGAAGCUGCCGCACAUCAGCGUGUGCGAGGAGCUGCGGGGCACCAUCGAAAGGGAUUACAGUAGCUUGUGUGAGAAGCAGCCAAUAGGAAGACUGCUCUUCCGCCAGUACUGCGACACCCGACUGGAGCUGAAACGCUGCAUCGAGUUCCACGAUGCUGUGGCGGUCUAUCAGCUAGCCCCGGACGAGAAGAGACGAGACUACGGCUUGAAUGUUUUAGACACAUACUUUAAUAAUGGGUCUGCGGCCCAUCUUCCAGAAAUACCUCAGGACGUGGUGGUGGCGUGCAGGGGGCGGCUAGAGGAGAGCCCCUGCAAGGAUCUCUUCGAGGACUGUACUAGAAUUGUCCGUGAAUAUCUCAGUGGAGCGCCGUUCUCCGCCUAUCAGGAGUCCAUCUAUUUCUCCCGCUUCCUGCAGUGGAAGUGGCUGGAGAGGCAACCUGUAACCAAAAAUACCUUCAGACAUUACAGAGUACUAGGAAAAGGUGGAUUUGGUGAGGUGUGUGCCUGUCAAGUGCGAGCCACUGGUAAGAUGUACGCCUGUAAAAAGCUGGAAAAGAAACGAGUAAAGAAGAGAAAAGGUGAAGCCAUGGCAUUAAACGAAAAGCGCAUUUUAGAAAAAGUUAACAGUAGUUUUGUAGUUAGUUUAGCAUAUGCCUAUGAAACCAAGGAUGCUCUUUGUCUUGUUUUGACCAUAAUGAACGGCGGCGAUCUGAAGUUCCAUAUCUACAACAUGGGCAACUCAGGCUUCGACGAGCAGCGUGCCAUCUUCUACGCCGCCGAGAUCUGCUGUGGCUUGGAGGAUCUGCACCGGGAGAGGAUUAUCUACAGAGAUUUGAAGCCUGAGAAUAUCCUACUAGAUGACCGUGGGCACAUUCGGAUCUCUGACCUCGGCCUGGCUGUCCAGAUUCCAGAGGCAGAAACGAUAAGGGGGAGGGUGGGCACGGUGGGCUACAUGGCCCCAGAGGUGAUCCAGAAUGAGAGCUACACCUUCAGCCCGGACUGGUGGGGGCUGGGCUGCCUGAUCUUCGAGAUGAUCCAGGGCCAGUCACCGUUCCGUCGCCGCAAGGAGCGGGUGAAGCGCGAGGAGGUGGACCGUCGGGUGCGCGAGGACCAGGAGGAGUACUCGGACAAGUUCUCUGAGGAGGCAAAGGACAUUUGCCGAAAGCUGCUUGCAAAGGACCCCAAGGAGCGUCUGGGUUCCCAGGGUGGGGGUGCAACAGAGGUGAAGCAGCAUGCCAUUUUCAGGAACAUCAACUUCAAGAGGCUGGAGGCCAACAUACUGGACCCUCCCUUCUGCCCCGACCCCAGAGCAGUCUAUUGCAAGGAUGUUCUGGACAUUGAACAGUUCUCCACUGUCAAAGGCGUCAACCUUGACCCCACGGACGAUGACUUCUAUCACAAGUUUGUCACGGGGAGUGUCUCCAUCCCCUGGCAGAAUGAGAUGAUUGAGAUGGAAUGCUUCAAAGAGAUCAACGUGUAUGAAACCGAUGGUGUCCUGUGCUCGGACCUGGAUGUGAACAGGCCCAACCCGCCGCCGAAGCGAGGCUUCUUCUACCGCCUGUUUAGAAGAGAGGCAAGUGCUAGCGCCACAUCGGCCACCGUGCGUGGGGGAGGGGGUUAAGGUGUGUUUUAAGAGCAGCUACAGUGAAGAGGACGAGGAGCCCUCACGUCUUUAAACCACUCCUUUGCCCUAGCUCCACCCCCAUUGGUCAGCUGCCAGUCAGAAAGCAGAUCUUACAAACUCCAUGAAUGUUAAACUAACUGUAUUUAUGAAUUGUAACAAAAGUGUAUUAUAAUUAAAGAAAAAAGUAUGAGUUUAAAGAUUUUGUACAUUUGUACUUGAAUUAUGUCUAGAUGUAUAUUUUCACUAAAGGUUGUAUUGUACAAAAAGCCAUAUAAGUACCACUUGAAUGCAUACAUAGCAUUGUUUUCUUUUAUCAUUUUGGAAUGAGUAUGAACAUGUGUAUUUAAGGAGAUUUUUUUUUUUAAUGAAGCACAGUAUGGUAUUCAUUAACUUUUUUUUUUAUUUCCAAGGUAGCAUCUGGCCUUUUGUUUGUAUGGUCUUUUCUGUCUGUACUGCUUUUAGUUCAUGUAUAGUUUUUCUUCUGACAUUUGCCUGCACCAAGCUGCAAAUUGAUUUGCCAAUUAAGCCUGAAUGGGUCAGAUGUAACAUGUUAUAAAUGCCCAAUUAAGGCAAAUGCAUUUUAAGGGAGUAAAUGCAUUUUCCCUGCUACAUUCUUGUUGGUCAUUGAGUUAGUAUUUGGUCAUCUUGGUCAAAGAGCUGUUUUAAGUAGACGUUUAUUGCAAGCAACAAAAUAUUGAAUGAUUCAAUUGUCUUUUUUUUCUUCGCCAACUCUUUUUUUUUUUUUUUUUUAAUCUAAUCUUGCCUCAUUAUAACAUUCAUUUCCAUUUGUAGGAAGCACAGGAGACUUGUCUGUUUAGACAUACCCCAUGUUACUGUGGAGGUGUAUGACUGUAGAGAUAACAUCAGUUUUCAAGGACCAUUCUAGUAGUUCAGAUUAGGAAAAGAAAAGCAUAAUAAGUAUCGGAGAGGGAGGAGUGUAAUGCUGCAUGGCUGGCAAAUGUAUAAUCAGAUGCAAGGUCAAUGCACGCAAUUUGACACCCAUGCUCAUUGCAGACAUAUAACUAUAGUCCAUGGACACUGUGCAGAGAGUCAUUGGGUUGUGUCUAUCCUCUUGAAAUAUUUGAUGAUCCUCUUCAAUUUAACAUUCCAAAUAUCCACAGAUAUGCUAAAGGGUACUUACGACGAGUGUCUUUUCUGUAUGUGCGUGUGCUAGUUCAGAAACUGACUCAAGAAUGUUCAUGCCUUAAACUAAAAGCUGGAGAUCCGUUACUGAGUAGAUCUCCUCUGCGCGUAUUCUCUCUUACGCUGGAAAAGAGCGAGAUCGUUUAGCUUAUUUACAGGUCAUUGUGCAUCGAUUGUUGUCAUUGUGCAUGAUAUAGAUAUUAGGUAGUCGAGUUGAAAUUUUAUAUUCUGUCUUGAGACCUCAUCCUACAUAUUAGCCAAAAACGCGUGCUAUGCACACCUAGUCACACAACAUGUCUGGACUACCUUUUAUAAAUGUUUAUGGGUCUUUUUUUAAAGUGCUGUUGCUUCCCUACCCCUCCAUGAGAGGCUGAUGAAUUUCAUGACUGAGAGAGGUCUUUGGGAAAGCCAUUUGACCCUGUUAUACUCACAAUCCCCAUCAAAGCUACAGUACACUGAGGCUAGGUUUGACUUUACAUUCCCUGUACAUUCCCUUAGAAUAUCCUUCACCGUUUUUUUUUUUUUUUUUUUUUUUUAAAUGUAUAGCCUGUUUCAGAUCAGGGUCGGUCUCUUAGUCGUACCUGCUAGACAAACCUCUGCCUGGUCCCUCAUAGCCCUUCUUCCUCCAGUUCCUUUGCCUUCUGUCCUUUUCCUACUGAUCCAGUUGUGUAAUAUGGGUGUUGUGGGAUAAAGGCCUGUGAGUGAGUUCACUUACUACAUAUUCACCAUGAGAGAUGCUGAGAGACUCGUAUACCGGACACAAACUAAUCUGAAAAGCUAAAUUUGCCUUCUCUUUGGACUUGUAGAAGACAGGAAACGUGAGCUUGUAAUCACAAUUGUGUUUUUUUUUUCAAUGGCUUAUGCUCAAGUAAAUCUACCAUCCCGAUGCCCGACUAUUCAUAUUUGUUAAGUGGUUGAAAUGUAAGUAGAAGGGGGAAUUGUUGAAGCUUCUUCUUGAGCAGGACCUGAUGCUGACUUAGUUAUCACUCACGAGCAUGACAGCGCACACAAAUGCUUACAUUACUUGGAUUAAACUUUUGUUUUUCCUUUUGAAAAGUCUAUGUAAUAUAAUUUUAAUGCUGUGAAAAAUCAGAGACAUUUAUAACUUUUUUUUUUCUUUCUCUAGUUUAAUCGUGUGCAUGUCGUACUGUAUUAAUGUCAUCCAACUUGGGGAUGGCCCGGCCUCUUGCAGUGGGGCUCUCCGGCUACCCUGCUUGUAAAUAAACCCUGGGUUAAUGACAGAGACAGUUGUUCUGGAGUAAGCUGUUGAAAAGUGUGUGAAAGUUCUCGUGUCAUUGAGGAUGCACGUCUUCUCCCUUGGAGUCACCGCUGGACUCCAACUAAGUCCCAUUCAAACACCAUAUGUGCAUUGGGACCUGUGAAGAUCUCUACGUGCUUUCACAAUGUUCAUGGAAGAUUUUGCUUAUGAGAGGGGCACUGUGUGAUGAGGGGAAAUGUAUGUGUGUGUGUGUGUGUGUGUGUGUGUGUGUGUGUAUAAAAAUAUAAAUAAAAUAAAAAACAACAAAAAUACCAACUUCAUGUGAACUUCACAAAGAAACACAAUUGAGCUUUAAGAUCCAACCAUUGUGGUGUAGAGCAUUCCAUAUUUACACCUAUUUAGUACUUAAUGCUGCUCUAUAGCUGCUCGCUGCUUCCCCAACUGUUGUCUGCAGGGUGGCCUGACUCACCUGUCAAUCAUUACUCUGCUUCCAUUGUUACAUCAUUCAGAAUGCUGUAGUGAAGACACAUCUCUGUCCUUCCUUCUAGUUAAGCUCACAAGCAUUGCAUUACAAACAUGAGAAUAAUUCUCAGGUUUUUUUUUAUGUUCCUUUUCAAUCGCUUCCAUCAAAGUCUAAUGUAUCAUCAAAGGGAAUAAUAUCAUCACUGUUUAUAAGAACACAUUAAAGUUUAGCCUUUGACAUAUGUGCCAAUUAUCAGCUUCUGUAUAUUCCUCAUAUCCUUUUUUCCCUUCCAACAAAUUACAUCAGCUUAUUCUUAUGUCCCCACACUUUGUCAGCAAGGAAGUCUGGCUUUAUACCUGUUUGAAUGUGUGCACAAAGUGUAUUUUAAUGUCUGUUAAAAUAAUGAAGAUGAUGAUAAUAAAAAAGGUGAAUUUAUCAAGCAUG